UUCCAUAUCGAAUGUCAAGACGUCGUUAAAUCGGUAUUCCGCGUACAUCUUGAUAUCGUUCGGUCAAAGUCGGGCUUUGUCAACAUGCGGCGUUCAACGUUAGAACCAAUUUUAGGGUAUUUCUAUUUUCCCCUAGAUGUUUUAGGGAUAUUUUUUUUCUUUUGCUGAUUUUUUUGUUUUUGUUUGAAACUUUGUUUACUUUAUGAUGUAGGUAUGUUGUAAUUAUAAUUAUUUUUGUGAUAAAUGAAUAUUGCUGUUAAAUUAAAUUCAGAAUUUGUUAAAUAUAAUAUCAAUCUGUGAUUUGGCCGUGCCGGGUUGUGCCUAAAUAAUAUAUACAUAUAUGCCUAUAUAGAUAUAUACAUAUCAGUUAUGGAAUAUUAAAUAUUUAUGUACAUUAAGUAAAAAUUAGUACUAUUUAAAUAUAGAGAUAUACCCAUAAUAACAUAAUCUGCAAUGAGGGUGACUUCGCAACACUGGGAAGUUUUCAUUGCAAUUUGCGAGACACACCCCAAUCUCGUAACAAAUAGGUUUAAUGGGGCCCAGGGCAAGGCAGAAGGAAAUGCUUUGUGGGCAAAUGUUGCCAACAAAUUAAAUGGACUAGGCUUAGGGGAAAAGUCCAUUGUGGAAUGGAGAAGGGCUGUUACCGAUUGGAAAUGCAAAGUUAAAAGUAAAGCGUCUAAACUAAGGCAAUCUGCAUUACAAACUGGUGGUGGCUCCUCCAAUAUUCCUCCUUUAACACAUAUAGAAGAGAAGUUGAUAGCAAUAAUGGGAAGAAAAGGCUUUGAGGGGGAUAAUGGUAUCAAGGAAUUAGGUAUUCCAACAAUAAAAACAUCUGAACCAGUUGAAGUGACUGAAAAUGUAAUUGAAGAAUUUGACUUUGAUGAUGGUAUACCUACACUAAUAAAUUCAGAUAUUGACAGCUUUACAAUGCCGGUAGCAUCUUCAACAAUACCUAUUACCACUUCUACAUCUCAUGCUAAUAGCAAUGAAUUUCUAAAAAAAGUACCUAAACGUAAACAUGACAGACUAUCAACAGCCAUAAAAUUUGGAGAAGAGCACGAUUAUUGCGAUGAAAAUAAUUCGCCCGUCCGAGGCAAAAGAACCAAAAUACAAAAUAUUCCAAGGAUAUCACAAAACAUCGAAAAUAUGACUUCUGAAUCACUAACUAUAUUAAAAAAUAUAGAUCAAAACACUGCGAGGAUUGCAGAUAGCUUUGAAAAACUAGUCAAUCAUUUAAUUCAGAAACCAAAUAAUUAA
This is a messenger RNA of Anthonomus grandis grandis, 1257 nucleotides long. RefSeq lists its product as uncharacterized. Gene Ontology annotation, cellular component: nucleus. Lineage: Eukaryota; Metazoa; Arthropoda; Insecta; Coleoptera; Curculionidae. The transcript is spliced from 4 exons. Bases 454 to 1257 code for a protein of 267 amino acids. The record is from RefSeq and is a predicted model, not a curated record.